GUAACCAGCCCAUACUUGCUACGGUUGGUAAGAAACCAUGAAGCUUUUCAACUUGGGGUUCUGUCUGCUGGGAAUCCUAGUGUAUGAAGGAAUCUGCAUGAAGGUGAAAUAUGAUGGUGAUCAGGUCUUAAAAAUCGUCCCUCAGACAGUAAAACAUGCCCAGUAUCUGCAAGACUUAACUGAGGAAUGGAUGCUUGAUUUGUGGAGACCAGGUAUGGUUGAACAAAUCCAAGCUGGACACGAGUUACAUGUCCGGGUACCAUUUUCCCAUCUGCAAGAAAUAAAAGAGAAGCUUUUCCAAAACAUGCUCCCAUUUGAGAUCCUAAUCAGUGAUGUUCAGGAACUGAUCAACAGGAAUGCAGAAAUUGAGCCAAAAAAACAAAAAAUAUCAUUGGACAAUUAUGAUUAUACUAAAUAUCAUCCCAUGGACGAGAUCUAUGACUGGAUGGAGCAGAUUCAAGUGAAACACAGUGACCUGGUGACAAAACAUUUUUUGGGAUCUACAUAUGAAAUGCGGCCAAUCUAUUAUUUUAAAAUUGGAUGGCCAUCAGACAAACCAAAGAAAGUAAUCUUCAUGGACUGUGGAAUCCAUGCAAGGGAGUGGAUUGCAGUCGCUUACUGUCAGUGGUUUGUGAAAGAGAUCCUUUCAAGCCACAGUAAUGAUGCAUUGCUAACCAAUGUUCUAAGACAAGUAGACUUCUACGUAGUACCAGUGUUUAAUAUUGAUGGAUAUAUAUACUCCUGGACAACAGAACGUCUGUGGAGAAAAAAUCGCACACCAUAUAAUAAUGCAACCUGCUACGGAGUGGACCUGAACCGUAACUUUAAUUCAGCAUGGUGCACUGUCGGUGCUUCCAGAGACUGCAACUCCUAUACUUUCUGUGGCUCAGCCCCUGCUUCAGAACCCGAGACACAGGCAGUUGUCAAUCUCAUUGAAAGAAUAAAAUCACAAAUACUUUUCUAUCUUACCAUUCACUCCUAUUCACAACUGAUUCUUCUUCCUUAUGGCUACACAACCAAUCCUUCAGCAAACCAUGCAGAGAUGACGAAAGUUGCAGAAACAGCCGUUGCUAAAAUGAAGGAGAAACAUAACAUCGAGUACAGAGUGGGCUCAUCAUCUGUCAUAUUGUAUGAUAAUUCAGGAUCUUCAUGUGACUGGGCUGGUGAUAUUGGAAUAAAAUUCUCCUACACCUUUGAACUGAGAGACAAUGGUACAUAUGGUUUCGAGCUUCCACCUCAUCUAAUAAAGCCUACUUGUGAAGAGACAAUGACUGCAGUUAUAUCUAUGUUGGAGUAUGCCAAUGAAGAAUACCUUGAGGCUAGUGCAAAAACUGUGACCUUUAUGUGGCUUAAUGUGCUUCUUUCUUGUGCUGUUUGUGUGUAUUAUGCACUACUGCAUUAACUAUCCAAAUUAUGAAAAUGUUGUUUUAAUAAUUUUGUCUUUCAUUUAAAAGGCAUAUGCCCUUGUAAUCUCUAAUAAAACACACAUUUAGAAGGACUCUUUAGGACCAGUAAGAGUUUCAAUUAUAUUAAUAUUCUUUACCACACAUAUUUUCACGCAAUAUUAAAUAAACAGCACAUCCCUGACAACAUUUCAGAGGAUCAAUA
Molecule: messenger RNA, 1608 nt
Organism: Xenopus laevis (African clawed frog)
Lineage: Eukaryota; Metazoa; Chordata; Amphibia; Anura; Pipidae
Gene: cpo.4.L
Product: carboxypeptidase O
Exons: 11
Coding region: 38-1402 (454 amino acids)
Source: RefSeq, a predicted model, not a curated record